Messenger RNA from Monoraphidium neglectum, 435 nucleotides. RefSeq lists its product as hypothetical. The coding region runs from base 1 to 435 and encodes 144 amino acids. Lineage: Eukaryota; Viridiplantae; Chlorophyta; Chlorophyceae; Sphaeropleales; Selenastraceae. The record is from RefSeq and is a predicted model, not a curated record. The transcript has 3 exons.
AUGGACUUUGACCGAACCCGCAUGAAGCGCCGCGGCCACGGCAAGUACGAGCCGCUGCCCCCGCAGCUGCUGCCGCGCCUGUGGCUCGUCCUGGCCGACAACCCCAGCGACAGCGGCCGGGUGCACAGCGACGUCAAGCGGCGGUGGGUGGAGGGGGAUCCGGAGGUCCACGAGAAGAUGGCGCUGUUGGCGGCCUGCGCGGAGGAGGGCAGGGAGCUGUUUGGGGACGCGGCCCUGGGGGACCUCAACCUUCGCAUGAUCAACGCUGCGAGAUCGGUGGGCGCGGCGGCCAAAUUCACGGGCAGCGGUGGCGCGAUCGUGGCGUUCUGCCCGAUGGGGGAGGAGCAGGAAGUGCUGCUGCAAGACAUCUGUGCGGCGGAGGGCUUCACAGUGGUGGAGGUGCAGGUGGCACCCCCCACCAGCGAGCAGGGCUGA